This is a messenger RNA of Dujonia railenensis, 1464 nucleotides long. The record is from the annotation of a GenBank genome assembly. NCBI's taxonomy places the organism in Eukaryota, Fungi, Ascomycota, Pichiomycetes, Serinales, Debaryomycetaceae.
AUGCCUAUUAAACCGUUCCCUGAUUUGAAUGAAGCUCAGAAAUUAGACCUCAUAGAAAGACUUCAACAAUGGUCGUUGUCUAAUGGAUUAGUAAUGUACCCUCCAAAUUUCAAAUCCUAUAGUGCAGCUGUUGCUCCAAUAACCUUAUUCCCAACCCCUUUCCCCAAGAAAUCUUUUCAUAAUGCUCUUGAAGUGCAGAAAACCUUCAAUGAGCUCUAUAUCAACUUGGUAACCAAGGAAAAGAGCUGGUUAUUAGAGAUUUUGGACUUCUUGGCUCCGUUUGAUAAAACAUUCACUGGGAAGUUGUACGAGAUUUACCAAGAGUCCCAAAAAUUGGGAGUUAAACAGCCCUUGUCACUUGGUGUUUUCAGAUCUGAUUACAUGGUUAACGACAUUGACAAUGUGGAUCAACCUGAAAUCAAACAAAUUGAAUUCAAUACCGUAAGUGUUUCUUUCGGUGGGUUAUCCUCAAAGGUUGGUAAAUUGCACAAUUAUUUGAACAGGUCUGGAUGUUACGAUAAUGAAUAUUCGUAUCAAUACUAUGAAGAUGGCGAGAUUCCAGUUUCUAACUCAAUAAACGAAUUAGCGCAGGGGUUGGCCAAUGCUGACUCUACUUAUUCCUCUACCGCCACCUCGAUCUUAUUCGUUGUUCAACCCGGCGAGAGGAACUGUUUUGACCAAAGGCAUAUUGAGUACCUGCUUUUGGAGAACCAUAACAUUAAGUCAUUCAGAGUGACAUUGGAGGAUGUACAAGAUUAUUUGACAGUUAACGGUGACAAGUUGUAUGUAAAAUCUUCCAUGGAUGAAAUAUCUGUAGUGUAUUAUAGAUCCGGAUAUGCUCCAUCGGAUUAUGAGAUUAGCCCAGAAAAGACCUGGGGUGCAAGAUUAUUCUUGGAAGAUACAACUGCCAUUAAGUGUCCCUCCUUGUUAACUCAAUUGAGUGGAUCCAAAAAGGUUCAACAGUUGCUUACCAAUGAAGAAAUUAUUAAAAAGUUAUUGCCAGCGAUUGAGUCUAAGGAAUUGGCUCAAGUUUUGUCCACGUUUGUUAGUAUCUACCCGUUAGAUAGCAGUGAACAGGGAAAGAUAGCGAAAAAAUUGGCAUUUGAAAAGCCUGAAUUGUUUGUAUUAAAACCCCAACGUGAAGGUGGAGGCAACAAUAUCUAUAAGGAAAAUAUUCCAGACUUCUUGAAAUCUAUUGAUGAAGAAGAAUGGGGUGCAUACAUUUUGAUGGAACUCAUAAACCCAUCAAAUUUCAAAAAUAAAAUCAUUCGUAAUGAUGAAACUUUCAACGAAGAAAUCAUAAGUGAGUUAGGAGUUUUUGGUACUAUCUUAUUUAACGAAGUGUCUGGAGAAAUUUUGGAAAACGAAAAUGCAGGAUGGUUAUUAAGAUCCAAAUUCAGUUCAAGUAAUGAAGGUGGUGUAGCAGCAGGUUUCGGAUGUGUAGACAACAUCUAUUUGUAUUAG